This is a messenger RNA of Anopheles funestus (African malaria mosquito), 4451 nucleotides long. RefSeq names its product protein DEK (gene Dek). Lineage: Eukaryota; Metazoa; Arthropoda; Insecta; Diptera; Culicidae. The transcript has 9 exons. Gene Ontology annotation, biological process: chromatin organization; regulation of double-strand break repair. Gene Ontology annotation, molecular function: histone binding; DNA binding. The record is from RefSeq and is a predicted model, not a curated record. Gene Ontology annotation, cellular component: nucleus. Bases 54 to 1904 code for a protein of 616 amino acids.
AAAAAGCAGGCUUGGUCCAACCCGUCUUUUAUUUACCUUGAGUUUGCUAAAACAUGUCGGCAAACGCCGCCGAUGAAGAGAAGAAAUUAUCGAAAAUGGCAGAAGAACGUGAGGACGACAAGGGUAGCGUGAAGUCGGCGAAAGCACCUGAGGACAAUAGUGCCAGCAAAGCCGAUAGCACUGGAACCGGUGCUGAUAAGAAACCAGAGGCGACGGAAAUGGACGAAACAAAGAAUCAAUCCAAGAAAACCGAUGAAAAAAGUGGUAACUUUAGAAGCGGCGACGAUGAAUCCAAAGCUGAUGGUAGCUCCAAGGUGGAUGGCGUUGAUGGGAAAGCGGAAGGCACAACUGGACGGGAUAACGGGAGUGCAGACAAACCAAAGGCACCGGUCGAACCGGAAGCCAAAGGAAAAAAUCGAAAUGGCGCCAAAAAACCGGCUGACGAUGAAGACGCGGACGAUGUGGACGAUGAGUAUCAACCAUCCGGCAAACGUCUUGGUUCGAUUGCGCUCAUCGAUUCUAACAUCACGAAGGCAAAGGUGGAAGACCUGCAAACGCUACAUACAGUACUGUACGACGAAACAGCCAAGACGAUGGUGCUGCGGCGUAAUCUUCGUAAGUUUGGCGGUUUCGAUUUCAAGCCAAGUUCGGCUGCGUACCGUAGCCGCGUCUUGAACACAGGGAAGCUGGAUGUUAAAAAGCUUGUCCAGGUCGCAGAAAUACUUGCCCUGGAAAAGAAGGGUAGCAAGGAGGAGUUGGUAGAGCGAAUCUGCACCUUUCUACAAAAACCAGACGGCGACGAAGAGCUGCCCGAAGAGAUGGGCGAGGAAGAGGAAGAAGAGGACAAGGAGGAAGAUGAAGAGAUGAGUGAGGAAGAGGAGGCACCAAAGAAGAAAACACCAUCGAAACGUGGUGCGGUGCCAGCCCGUGGCAGGGAUUCGGCGAAAUCUACCAGCGGGCGUCCGAAACGCUCGACUGCUGGACGUGGUUACCAAGACAAUUCCUUAUACGUAGAUUACUCUACCUCGGAGCAGGAAGAGGAGGAGACCGUUAAGGUGGGCCGCGGACGACGUGCUCGUCGAGGAUCAGACAGCGGGUCAGAUUACAAUCCUUCUGCCGGGUCGGACUCCGAUGCGGGCAAACGAAGAUCAUCUCGCGCACCGGCACGGGGCAGCCGAACAUCGGCUCGAAACGUGCGAAAACGCUACAGCGAUGAUGAAUCGGAAGAAAGUGCCAGCGAUGAUGAUUUCAGCGAGGAUGACCGACGAAAAAAGAAGACAACACCGGCCCGUGGACGUGGUCGACCGAGUACCGCUGCCGGUUCGCGACAGUCGCUACGUGGCCGCGGACGCAAACGAAAAGCAGAAACUGAGAGUGAAGAAGAAGAAUCGGAACCCGAAAUCGACAGUGACGAUAGCGACCAACCGAAGCGGAAAUCGGUUACCAAAAGUAGUGGCCGUGGGUCUGUUGCUGGAGCCAACAAUAAUGCUAAAAAUUCAAGCCCUGCUAAGGGAAGGGGCCAACCGAGACGGGCAGCAGCGGUAAAUAGCGCCAAGAAGUCGCGAAGAGGAGGACGGGGUCGUAGCUCGUCCGGCGAUGACGACGAAGAGGAGGACGAGGAGGACGAGGAGGAAGAAGAGGAACCCGAGUUGGAUGACAACGAAUCGGAGGAUGAGAAACCGUUGGUCAAGAAGGCUAAACAGGAUAAAGAAAGCGAUGCGGCAGCACCACCGAGCGAGGACGAUAUCAAAGAAUACCUGAAAGAGAUCCUGGAGGAAGCGAACCUUGAAGAGAUCACAAUGAAAACCGUGUGCAAGAAGGUGUACGCGAAGUAUCCGGAGCACGAUUUAUCGCAUAAAAAGGAUUUCAUCAAGGCAACAGUCAAAUCUCUUAUAUCGACGUAAAGUCUGCAGAGCAGCAGCAGCAGCAGUAGCAGCAGCAUUGAAGGUAGACGCGUCGUAUGUUUUUCUUCUUUAAAUGGUUAUCAUAAAAGCGACAGAUAUGAUGCAGAUUGCAUGUGUGGAUGAAAGCAGAUGAAAGAGAAAUAGGAAUGAGCACGGCGUGUACAGGACAGAAGAAGACUCUAGAGAACGUACAGUUCGCAGCAUAUUGUCGUUUAGAUAUAUAUACAUAAAUGCAACACAGAGUAACAAAUACAACUAUUAUCUAGAGAAAAAGGUGGGACACAAAAUAAACAAAAACUCUAUUAGGGACGCGCACGGGCACACAAAUUAGCACGGGCAGUAGCUGUGUGAUGGUAGCUUAUCUAAUAUCUGAGUAAUUGACGGUAGAGAAGCAUCGCCAUUGAUCGAGACGGAAUUAGUCGAAUCGGGAGCAACUUCCCUAUGCGAAGACCCUUCGCGACAGAGUCCCUUCUAUAUUUUGCACACAAAAAGUACAUUGACAACUUGGGAAAAGAUUCACAACAAAUGCAGAUUAAAUGAUACACGCAUUACUACGGUGUAUCACAGGGCAAGAGUGAAGAAAGAGAGCAUCAGAGACAUCAAUUAGGUAGCCUUUUCUAUAGUCGGCAGUAGUUCUGCACUUUAAACAAAAUGCAAAUGCACACAGGAAAAUGGAGAUGUGGAAGUGAAAACAAAUAUACAUUUCAGGGCAAGAGAAUGUGGAUGAAUGGUGUCCUGUAAGAGCGAAUCAUCAAACGUUUCGGCAAACACAAGAGUUUAUUAAGGCUUUAAUAAUGGUUAGGUGAAGGAACAAAACAUUUGGAAAACGAACCAACAAAUGCAUGGAACAGAUGGUAAUCAGGUAUCAAAACAUACAGAAAAAUGCGGCAAACAUAGAAGGGACGAAGGGACAAAUUUCGAAGAAAGAGCAUGUUUUAGUUGUACGACGCGCAUUUGAUUUGACCUUCCUCCUCCUCUUCAUCCAUCUUCUGCUCCAUUCUCUUUUCCCAGGAUGACUGGCAGUAGCGAUGGGAUGGAAGGACGUAGUGUGGAAAAUUUAAAUGAUUAGUGUAAUAAAUGUAACAACCGUUGAGUAACCACAUGAACCACACUUGAAUCGAUAACCAGCCUAAUGGAAUGUUGGAGAUGAGCGUGAAUUUAUUAUUUCGCCAUAAAUAGUACUACGCUCUGUUAUCUUUAUAUGCACGUGCAUUCUUAUUUGUUUCUGCAAAGUUUUGUGCGUUUCCUUUUGUGUUUUAUACAAGCUAGACACGUUUUGAAGUUGCGUAUUAGAUGGGAUAAAACAUUUGUUAUGUUUUUCUUUUGUUCAGUACAAGCGAAGUGGUAGAAAAGCGGUUAGGGCAGGAUAAAUAUUUUGUAUUUGUACGGAACCAGAGCUCAAAACGAGAACAAAAGAGGAAGCGUUAGUGCAAAGCAAAAUUAGGUCGUCGAGUAUAAUUUUGGGAGCUAUUCAUAAUAAACUUUCUAGAUGUUCUCGAUACACAACAGAAUUAGUUUAAACCCCAUUUCAUUAAUGAUUUGCCUUUUUUUGCAUUUCAGCAGGAAGGUUUCCCGGAACUUCAGCUUGGGGAGCUGGAAUCGACAAAAUCGUCUGUGUUUGGGAUCUCUUUUCAUACCCUACGGAUUCUUUAAAAAAAUGUGUUAAAUACUGUUUUCAUAUCGCAUCACAUUCUUAACGGGGAUAUAAGGAGAUUUCAUUGGAUUUUAUUUUUCAUCAAAACAGUUUCCAUCAAAUUAAUAGAAACGGCAAACGAAACCUUCACCUCUGCAAAAUAGUUUUUCCAGCGAAGACCAGACUGUGUACUGGGAUUUUUUUGAAGUUUAGCUGGUUGACGUAAGGGGUUUAAUUUAGUACAACAAUAAAUCCAUUAUUGAUGUUAUUUCGUUUGCUAAUCUGUUUUUUCUGCUAAUAGUUUUUGAAAAAAAUGAUAACCAGUUUCAUAUCGAAAACACUGAUAAGAAGAGUGUAAUUAUAAAGUAAUUGUAUCACGCAUGCAAAACUAAACGUCAUUACGCCGUCUGCCAUUUGAUCUGGCUGUCAACAGAAGCUGUUAUUUUGCAGCCUGGUAUUCGUUCGCACUCCGUGGCUACACCCCGGGAUUUGACAUUUGAUCUCGUGCGAAAGAAGACGUGUGCCUGUGUGAUGUGCGGAAAAAGCUUUCUAUCCGUGCCUAGUAGCAUCAUAGAUCCUUUUUCUUUAGUUUUAUAAUUUCGUCCUAUUUAAAAAAAUACAUACAACCCUACAUAAAGUGCAUUUCACGUUGUGUGCCGGCCUGUUCUGGCGAUUUUCCGUUUUCCGCGUCGCCGCCGCCCUUGUUUUCCCCGCUUGAUAAGAUCGCGUGUUCGUAAUGAUGAGACUCGUGCCGUUUGCUUGUUGGAAAGCGUAGUCUAGUUCGUGGAAAGAAAAAGCAACGCGAAGGCGAGAAAAGCGAAUAAAUCAAAAUUGUACCCAAUUUCACCCGUGGUUGAAGAUUCUAACCAGCAACAACAGCCUCCAAAGAGAAGAAAAGAGAGAGAGAGAGAUAG